Ornithodoros turicata is the source of this 1537-nucleotide messenger RNA. RefSeq names its product NFX1-type zinc finger-containing protein 1-like. Gene Ontology annotation, molecular function: helicase activity. NCBI's taxonomy places the organism in Eukaryota, Metazoa, Arthropoda, Arachnida, Ixodida, Argasidae. The transcript has 5 exons. Gene Ontology annotation, biological process: regulatory ncRNA-mediated heterochromatin formation. Bases 461 to 1537 code for a protein of 358 amino acids. Gene Ontology annotation, cellular component: nuclear RNA-directed RNA polymerase complex. The record is from RefSeq and is a predicted model, not a curated record.
GCUGAUGCAUUCCACAAUUUGUCUCAAGAUACGUACGACCUGAUGCAGCGUUAUGUCUUCUCGGUGUCUUCGUGGAAGUGACCAUCCGUGGUGGGCUUUCUUCCGAGGGAUUUGCCUGUGCAGCCCAACUGCCAUUCUUAAUACCCUAUGGUUUUGACGCGUUCCUGGAGUGCGACGACCUAGACUUCCAGGACCUCAAGUGGGCCUUCGCGGUGCUCAGUCUCCUGUGUUCGCACUGCGACCGCGGCUCUCGUAGACUUCGGGACCUUCUUAGGAAGACAGCUACAUCUGAAAACUUUGCGACAAAGACGCUUCCAAAUUUUGCGUUCAGGUUUCGUCACUCGAAAACUGUUCUCAGCAGCUGGAAUCCCUCGUUCACCUACUGGACGUCUUGGAGGCCAUAAAGGAAUUUGUUCUGAAUACGGACACCUUCCUUAGCCUACUACCCUACAUAACGGCGAUGGUUGAUUCACUGCGUGAAUCACAAUUAGGCAUCGACGACAUCUACAAUAGGGCCGUGAAGUUGGAAGCGUUUGCGACGAGUGGCGCCAUGCUGGGUAGACAACGUGUGUUGUCCCACCCGGACUUCAGAACUCUCCCAGUCGUUCCAGCAUCUGAAGAGUUGCUAGCCAGAGAAUUGCCUCAUUUGACGCCUAAUCGUGUCCGUGGGUCGUAUAAUAGCACGGAGCACUAUCUGGACGUCCAGUUUAGGCUGCUUCGUGAGGAUUUCGUCCGUCCGCUCCGGGAAGGGAUAAGGGAGUGCGCACGGGCACAGGAAGUCCGUGGAUAUAGAUACAGGAAAGAAAUAUUCCACAAGUUGGACGGCGUCAACGUCCAUUCCGGCGUUGUCGUCAUUUCCUCUUCCGUCAACGCAGAUGGAAGGGUAUACGUUGUGCAGUUCGACGCCUCGAGCUUCUCAAAGAUACUCUGGAAGGGAACGAGGCGCUUCAUUCCCGGAUCGCUUCUUUGCUUCAGUAAGGACAACUUCGAGACAAUCCAGGUGGCUACGGUGUCUCGUGCCACUCCAAGUAUGCUCGGCAGAGGCGUCGUUGAAGUCACAUUCUGGAAUUGUAGCUGCGCAGUCACGGGCCAGUUUGUUGUUCUGGAAAGCAUUGCAUACUUCGAGGGUUAUCGUCAUGUAUUCCAGGCUCUGCAAAACACGCACGUUCUUCCACUGGAAAAGUACAUCGUAGGUGCGGAAUCUGUCGUUUUCCAUCCAAGUUACGUGAAUAAUUGGACGACGUUCGACAUAACGUGUCUCCUAGAGACACCUGGUGGUACCCGCCGAAAGGUGACCCUCCUCGACCGAGACAGCUGGCCAAAGGCGGAAGAACUCCAAUUGGACAGCUCCCAACUGGAGGCUCUUCAAUACGCGCUAACCCAUGAACUAGGCGUUAUACAGGGACCUCCGGGAACGGGAAAGACCUACAUGGGUUUGAAGAUUGUUCAGACGCUGCUGGAGAACGACGCUGUAUGGGUUUCUGGAAGGCGUGCUUCAGUUCACGAAACUUGUUACGAGGAUGGGCGGUGGAUGUAA